Molecule: messenger RNA, 5996 nt
Organism: Rhagoletis zephyria (snowberry fruit fly)
Lineage: Eukaryota; Metazoa; Arthropoda; Insecta; Diptera; Tephritidae
Gene: Lk6
Product: MAPK interacting serine/threonine Lk6 kinase
Biological process (GO): protein phosphorylation
Molecular function (GO): protein kinase activity; ATP binding
Source: RefSeq, a predicted model, not a curated record
CCGGGUCGUAAGUUCAAAUGAAAUUGGACCUCGACUAAACAUUCGACAGACUUUGCUGACAUAUCCAUAUUCUGAACAUCUGCACAAACCACACCAUUACUUUAGGCCAGCAUAGCUGCAGACCAAAAACACCAACUUGCAAAUUCUAAUUUUGACAUUUUUUAAUACUUGCAUAUCUGCAUACAUAUUUCUGAUACCAAUUCCUUGUGCAGUAUUUAAAGUGAAAAUACAUAUUCAAUUUGCAAGUCGCUAUCUGCUGGAGAAAGCCAGCACUUCAGGAGCAUUUUGUAUCUAGAUGACUCCAUCCACCAUUUUGAACGAACAGCAACGCAUCAGUAGCACCAACAGCUGCAGCGCAGCUAAACCAGAAACAACGCAGCUAAAAUUCAACGAAUACCCGAAGCCAAUAGCAAACGAAGCAGGCAAAGAGGAAGUAGAAGUAGCUAGAGAAGAUCGACUGGCAUACGGCGCACAGUAAUUGGAAAGACGAAGAAAAUUGAGAGGGGAAGGUGAAGCAGUAGAAUACGGAAAAAGCAAAAUAAACAUAAAGGCAGCUAACAACGCAGACAGACGAUACAGCUAGACCAGACGGAAACUGGUGUUGCAGCCAACAAGUCGGAGCGAGCCGAAGUGGAUAGGAAAACAGCCACAGUUUCCUGUAAAGACGGCGAGCAAUUGGGUAAGCAACAGUGUAAAGACUUGUGCGAUAAGGAACGAUUCGUGCAGUUGUGUUUUCGUUUGGGUUUUGUACGGGCUUGUUUUGGGACUAUUUUGCUGCCAACAACAACGGCAAAUAAAGAACAAGGUGUUACUAAAAUACAGCAACCCUAACAAGAAAAGUUCCGGCAGUGCAAAAAGUUGAUCCAAAAAUAUUUCCGUUCUAAAUAAAUUACCUGCAACUAUUCCUUAAAGUUCUCGAAGAUUCUGUGUAGUGUGUGUCCCAACACAGUCGUGUGUAUACUUACGUUAUUGUUUGUACGUUAACCGCCAAGCCGGUAGUACACAUUAGAAACCUAACAUUUCAUAACGUAUUCCAAAUUCUAUUCAAUUCAACUGCAAUAGUAAAAUACUACAGUUCAUUCGCCCGCAUAACAUAACCACUUUACAAAUACAAUAUACAUACCUACCUAAAAACUCGUCAAUUGAUAAACGCGAAAACCUAUAACCACAUUUGAUAAAUUAUAAAAAGAAACACAUCGAAAACCGCAAACGAGCUAAUCGGGAGGAGCGAAAAAAUGGUUGAACGCAUAUUGGAGGAAGAGGAGAACGGCAGCAGCAGCAAUACCCCAGCUGCUACUGUCGCCGGAGCUGCUACUAAUGCAAUAACUAGCACCAACAAUAACGCCAACAUUAAUGGCUCAGCUGUUAGUGGCAGCGACAGUGGCGUGGGCGGUGGCGGCACUUUCUCCACGGACACCGAUAAUAGUAGCAGUCAAUCAGGCGGCCAUAAUGAAAUUACACGCUACAGCAGCGAAGAUGUUUCGGGCAAUGAGUCCAGCGAGGCGCCCAAAAUGACGGAAAUUGAACGUCAGGCGGAACUCAAUCGUCAUAAGGAGGAAAUGCAAAAGAAGCGACGCAAGAAGAAACGCACCAGUUCUUCUUUGCACUCGUCAACAUUUCAAGAAUUGUAUAAGCUGACGGGCGAGAUCCUUGGCGAAGGCGCCUACGCCUCCGUGCAGACAUGCGUAAACAUCUACACCGAUUUGGAGUAUGCUGUAAAGGUGAUCGAUAAAAUACCGGGACAUGCGCGUGCGCGUGUUUUUCGCGAAGUGGAGACAUUCCAUCACUGUCAGGGACAUCCGGGCAUUUUACAAUUAAUUGAAUUCUUCGAAGAUGAUGAAAAAUUUUAUUUGGUUUUUGAAAAGAUUAAUGGCGGCCCCCUUUUAAGGCGCAUCCAAGAACAAAUUUGUUUCUCAGAACAUGAGGCAGCGCAGAUUAUCAAAGAAAUCGCAUCUGGCUUGGAUUUUCUGCACAAGAAAGGCAUUGCUCAUCGUGAUCUGAAGCCGGAAAAUAUUUUAUGUGUAAAUCCGGAAAAAUUGUGCCCGAUUAAAAUUUGCGAUUUCGAUUUGGGAUCGGGCAUCAAAUUCACCACAGACGUGUCAUCGCCGUCGGCAACGCCACAACUGCUAACACCAGUCGGUAGCGCAGAAUUUAUGGCGCCCGAAGUUGUUGAUCUAUUCGUUGGCGAGGCAAAUUACUAUGACAAACGUUGUGAUCUGUGGUCGCUUGGUGUGAUUGCAUAUAUACUAUUGUGUGGCUAUCCACCAUUUUCGGGCAACUGUGAACAGGAUUGCGGCUGGAAUCGUGGCGAGAACUGUCGCACCUGUCAAGAGUUGCUCUUCGAGUCCAUACAAGAAGGACGUUUUUGCUUUCCCGAUGCUGAAUGGACGGACGUGAGCGAAGAGGCCAAAGACUUAAUUCGUGGCCUGCUCGUCAAGGAAGCGCCAAAGCGUUUAAGUGCUGCAGCCGUUUUACAUCAUCCAUGGAUCAAAUUUUCCGAGGAAGAGAAUCCGGCCGAUAGUAAGAAAAUGGAAAAUCGGCGUAAAGCGCUGCGCACUCCUGGCAAUAUUAGGCGCAAUCAAUCUGCGCGCGAAAUAUCGCAAUUCGCCGAAUCGGCAAUGGCUGUGAAACGCGUGAUCUUGCAACACUUCUCCAUGCGCUACGACUACAUGAAGGAGCGUCCGAACAUCUAUCAGCCGUCGCAAAUACAGCUCGAGACUCACAAUGGCGGAGCGGAUAACAACAGUCCGCCAGUAUUUAUUAAACCACCACCGCCACGUAGUCGCUCAAUGAAUAAUACGCUUAGCGUUAGCAAUAAUCGAUCCGUCUAUGGCGGUCGCAACAGUAAUUUGUAUGCCACACGACAAUCAAGUCGCUUUGGCAGCAUCAAUGGCAGCGGUGGUGGUAAAUCGUCGAGCAUCUUUCAAUCGGGCGCGUCAUCGUUCAAGACUCUGAACGUGCAUGAGGAGGACGAUGACGACGAGGAGGCGCUAGAGGCAUUCGGACGGCUCGACGAAGAUGAAGAGUGGGCGCAUGUGGGCGAGCGUCAUGUCGGAGAAUUUAACGCUCACGACGAUGAGGAGGAGAUGGGCAGACGUAGACAUUUUCUAGAAGAUGCAGAAGAUGGGAGUGACGUUGAGAGCUGUCACUAUCAUUGGCGCGAUUUGGAUAAUGUAAAUGAGGAGUUUGAAGGCGAGGAUAUGGAAACUAGAAGCAGUGAUAAUUAUACGCCACAUGACUUUGACGAUUACAACAGGCGCCCAAGAUACUAUGUAGAUGGCGAUCAAGAUGAAGAGUUGUAUAUGGGCGGAGAUAUGGAGCAGGAACAUAAUCGUUAUCGUCAUGGCGAUUAUGGUGAUAAUGCUAUUACUAGUGAUGCGGAGGAUAGUUCCUGUGUUGGGGGUGAUGACAAACGCAGUAAGACAACAUUACUACAGGGUGCCAUGCAAACCAAGGAGGGGGAGAGAUCAGCAGGAGCUGAAAGUGCUCUUGAAUUAAAUUAUAAUAGAUUACAUAAUGAGCGUAAGGAUGCAGACGCUGAUGAUGACGACGAAGAGUGGAAGGGGAGGAGAGUUAAGGAGGAGCGAAUGUUUGAGAAUAAUGCUUAUGUUAAUGUUGAUCAUGAUAAGGUUAAGGUUAAUGCUAAUGAUGAUGAGGAUGAUGAUGAUGAGAAUAAUUUGUUUGAAAGACCCGAUGUUGAUGAAAGCGUUUUCAAAUACAAGCAAGAAAACAUCGAAAAGCUAAAGCAACAACAGCAAAACGAAUUUGCUAACGAAACGAAAUUGAAUUUCAAUGCAAAUUCAAAUGGAAAAGCAAAAUUCAAAACUUAUUAUAACAUCCAAGAUAAUAAUAUUGAAUCAAAGAAUGUUGAUAAUGAUAAUAACUGUAAUGUUAAUCGUAGCAGCAGCGGCGCAGGCAGCAACAAAGCUAAAGAUUUGUUGCUGGCCGCUGAACAAUGCCAACUUCCAAUCAGUGAUAUUAAUAAUAUAACAAUCGCCAAUUCAAAUAGAGAAACAAAAACAACAACCGAUGCUGGAGCAGAACAUACAACAAAAACAACUCUCACCACCAACGACAACAGCAGAUAUGCUUCGAAGGCAGAAACAGAGGCAAAUAAAGCAAAUAUAUAUAAUCAAAUCGAUGGAGGAGGAGAUAAUAUUAAAACAACAACAACAAAUGAAAAUGCUAAUUUAUUGGCUAGUAUUAGUGAUUUGAAAGAAACGCUACCUGAAUUUAAUGAGACUGCAAAUAUUGUUGUCGCCACGUCAGUGAACGGAGCCGCAUUUGAGACUGCAGCAGUCAAUGACAAUGAUAAGAGAAUUGCUGGUAAGCGCGAACAACCGUCAGCGACUCAAAGCGACGAUGUAAACGAGAACAUUUUCGACUCAAGGGCUCCGGUAAGCGCCAGAGGUAAACAUCAGACGUUGCAGGACAAAGAAGCAGCGGUUGACGCAAAUGCAGUAGUGCCAGCGGCUUCCACCACCAGCGCGGCGACAACAAUGCGAACGACUUUUGGCAAUCAGCAGCAGCAUACACAAAAACAACAACAAGUACAGCAACAGAAGCAGCCGCAGAAGCAAAAUCAAAAACAACAGCAGCAGCAGCAGCAGCCGCAAAAACAAAAUAAAAAGCAGCAGCAACAAUUACAGCAAACUCAAAAGCAACAAACUUUAUUGAAAACUAAACGUUCGCCAUGCGCUAAUAAAGCCCAGCGUAAUGUGUGCUUUGCGCUUGGUAGUGCCGGCGCUCGCGGCGUCGGUGGCGGCGGUGUUGACGAUGAUUACGAUGCAUAUCAGAAUAAUAAUUACGAUGCUGAACUUGAGGAUGAUGCCGAUGAGGAUGAUGAUGCUGCUGUUUACGGUAGACCGCGCUCGCACAGCACCAACAACGCCAAUGCGGCCGGCUAUACGCGUCGCCAGCAACAACAACAAUACAACAAUAAACAUAGACGCUACUCACAACCAGCAGCCGGCAACAAUGCCAACAACAGCAAGCAGCAACAGACUUCAGGUCAAACGGCUGAAAAUUGGCGCAGCCGUGGCGGCAUUUUAAUAAACGGCGCCAGCAGCGGCGAUGGUGUUGCUGCCAACAAUUACCGCACCAAGUAUCGUUCGCCAGGCGUACAUUCGCCCGGUUGGAAUGCAGCAGGUCAACAACGCAGCAGCGGUAAUGGCGGCUACUACUACAACGCUCGCUCCACUAGCGGCAACAGCUAUAACAACAGCCACGUUAGUGUAAGCGGCGCUUCGCCACCAUCCGACGAUAGCGGUAGCGGUUCUUCUGGUGCCAUACACAACUGGCGCAACGAUUGCAUCUAUACAGGUGCACGCAAUUGCGGCAUGCAACAGCACCGUAGCUAUCAACAUCCAACACAGCCACGCUACUCGCCCACCCAAGAGGGCGGUGUAGGCGGCGGCGGCGGCAGCGGCUAUGGCGCCAUAAUGCGCGCCCAAGUCUUGCGAAGUAAUCAACACCAGCCGCGCAUAGGCUCAGGUCGUUUCACGCAUUCCCCAACGGGCGGCAUGUAUUUACAACAGCAGUCGCGCGGCGGCGGUGACAGCGUCGGAAAUGGUUUUGUUUUGGGCGGCAGCAGUGGAUCACCACCAUCACCUGGUACACUAGGCAUUGGACUCUCACCGCCGAGCGAGAGUUUGUUAAUGCAGCGACGUAUGCGCUUAGCAGCAGGCGCUGGACAACAUCUAGGCAGCGAAUACUGUCAAUCGGCAACGGCUAGUGGUUAAUAAGCGAAAAGUUUACUACUACGAAAACUUACAUACAUACAUACAUAAAUACGUAUACAUAUAUUCAAAAACAAAACAAACAAUAACAUUCAUGCAAUUUUGAACACAAGACACACGUUUUUUUCGUACGUUUUGUUGUUCCACAUUUUCCUCUAAGAGUACCAACUCGAUUUCAAUAAUAAUUGCAAAAUUAAACAAAAAAACCUAAUAAUCCAACAUGUAAUUGUGUGCGUGAGUUAAGGUGAAAGGGGGAGA